GCUUUUACUGCCAAAAAUAAAGCUUAUGUUUUGCUUGAAACAAAUUUACGCAGCACUUUAAAAUGUUUCGAAUGCAAUUUAAUUAAGGAGAUUUCCAACUUUUGAGUAAUAUAUUUUUAUUUAAUAGAGCAUUUUCUGUUUAUUUUUGUAAGCACAGAAGAAAUGUCGUGACUUUAACCAAGUGCCCUUGGUGAAAAUUCAACGGGGAAACAAUCUCUUUUGGCAGUCAUCAUAAUGCUGCCCGCAGUCAAAUCAAAUGUAGUGCCCAAGUUGCAGCCGCUGCAGGCGCCGGCGGGCAAGCGGGGCCCCCAGAAGCAGCGCGCGAGGGAUAGACUGCAGUCCCGCCUGCCCCAGGUCGUGGAGACGGAGAUACGCAGGCUGCGGUUGCCGUACCACGAGGCUCUGUGCCUGGAGCUGGAGGAGGAAGGCUUCCCCACGUCGGCGGGGUUCCUGCGCUCCUUGGUGCAGCUGGACGCCCAGGCGCACGGUGAGGCGCGGCCUGGAGACCCCGUCAAGCGGCCUGGAGACCCCGUCAAGCGGCGAGAAGACCCCGUCAAACGUCGAGAAGCCCCCGUCAAGCGCAGGCCGCCGCUCGCCGGGCAGAACCAGCUACUCGACAAGCUGCAGCACGGCCUCCGAGAAGCGGAGAAGGCGCGCCAGACUGACGACGUGGCGCGCGAGGCGGCGGCGCUGCUGGGGCUAGGGGUGUUCUUCAUGCACGCGGGCGACGCGUGGUGGUGGCUGGCAGACCAGCUGCUGCUCGCGAGCCUCGGCGUGGCGCGGGACCACACCCGCGACGGAGGCCGCGCCGAGGCGCUGGCCAGCUACGUGUACGGCCUGUUCCUCUUCGAGCACAUGCAGGAGCCGGGGGAGGCCGCCCCCUACCUCGCGAAGGCGCGCGACCUCGCCAUGGGCCAGUCCUGGGACGCCGAGGACGAGCUGCGCCGGCCGCAGGACACCGUGUUCGUCGAGUCCUGCCACCUGCUUUACCUGGCUCUCACCAAGAUGGCGGCCGGGCUGCGCGACUCCGACCCGGCGCGCGCCGUCCAGCUCAACAAGACGGCUCUUCGGCGCGCUCAUGACAGCGGCCAGGUCGAGUCCAUCGACGGCGCCAUGCUGGAGCUCGGAGUCAGCUACAUCGCGUCGGGCGAGUACCUGCAGGCCGUGGAGACCCUGGAGGCGCUCAAGAUGAUCUGCUUCGACGAGAAGGACGUGGAGGUGCUGGCCACCACCCUCAUGCAGCUGGCCUUCGCCUACCAGUGUGCUGGCGAUAACGCAAACGCUUUGCAUCAUCUCCGUCUGUAUCUGUCGUGGUCGGAAGAAAACCAACUGGAAGUACAUAUUGCAACGGCGCAUCGCUAUCUCGGGGAAAUAUUCCUCAAACGAAACGAGCUGUCCGAGGCGACGCCCUUCCUGCGGCGGGCGGUCUUCUUCUUCGAGAAGCUGGGCAUGACGCCGCAGACGGAGCAGUCGCGCGCCCUCAUGGCGCUGUCGGCGUCCUUGAUGGCGCUGCCUUUCGUCACGGCGCUCCUGCUGGACGGCCGCGACCCCAGCCUGCGCACGCUCGUCCGCUGGAAGGACUCGCCCAAGAGCUUCUGGAGGGAGCGGCCCGACCUGCCGGCCUACGAGCAGGUGGUCCUGCAGCAGGACAUCUUCGAGUGACGUCAGCGUGCCUAGCAUGUCUCUGCAUUCCUUCUUCAAUCAUAUUCUUCAAAAUGAUUUUUUUUUUACUUUUCAAAUAAACUAAAAAUUGUAAACAUUGUACGGACUAAGAAAUACUUUCAGUAAUUAUAAGUAGUUUCUUUUGUU
Molecule: messenger RNA, 1809 nt
Organism: Bacillus rossius redtenbacheri
Lineage: Eukaryota; Metazoa; Arthropoda; Insecta; Phasmatodea; Bacillidae
Exons: 9
Coding region: 235-1662 (475 amino acids)
Biological process (GO): cilium movement
Cellular component (GO): cilium
Molecular function (GO): protein binding
Source: RefSeq, a predicted model, not a curated record